Messenger RNA from Colletotrichum orchidophilum, 159 nucleotides. RefSeq lists its product as uncharacterized. The transcript has a single exon. Lineage: Eukaryota; Fungi; Ascomycota; Sordariomycetes; Glomerellales; Glomerellaceae. The annotation marks the transcript as partial. The record is from RefSeq and is a predicted model, not a curated record.
UAUCGGCUUAUAUAUAAAAUAAUACUUUUUAAAAAGAGGCCGUUUUUACCCCCUAUUAAGGAAUAUAAUAAUAACUAUUUUAUAUUAAUUAAACUAAAUAUCCUAUACUAUUAUAAAAUUUUUCUAAAAAUAAUAGAAUUAUCGAUUUUUAAUAAAUAA